Messenger RNA from Leucoraja erinaceus (little skate), 9188 nucleotides. RefSeq names its product adenylate cyclase 9 (gene adcy9a). The transcript is spliced from 9 exons. The record is from RefSeq and is a predicted model, not a curated record. Gene Ontology annotation, biological process: intracellular signal transduction; adenylate cyclase-activating G protein-coupled receptor signaling pathway; cyclic nucleotide biosynthetic process. The coding region runs from base 219 to 4115 and encodes 1298 amino acids. Gene Ontology annotation, molecular function: adenylate cyclase activity. Lineage: Eukaryota; Metazoa; Chordata; Chondrichthyes; Rajiformes; Rajidae.
GGGUCCCCGUAUGUGAAGCGCCCUCACGCCCACCCCCGUUCUCCGCCCCUCUCCCCGAUCCCCGCCUGCACCAAGCUCCGGCCGCCCGUGGCGGAAAUGGUGGAUGGAGCGUGUGAGCCGCCGCAAACUUUACAGCAGGACGCGACAAGAGCGUUAACGGCCGGCCGCCGACUCCGGCUCCCCACAAGUUCCCCGGCGGCAGGACGCCGAUUCUCUACAUGGCGGCCCAGCAGUUGCGCGGCACCGAGGUUUACUGCGACGCCAGCGGGGACUGCAACCAUGUCUCUGUCAAGAUCAAGAGCCGUAGCGGGAGUCAGCGGGAGCAGCAGGCGGCGGCCGCUGCCUCUCCGCACCAAGGCCCCGGGCCCACAAAGUACAGCAUUUCGUCUAGUUGCAGCUCGGGCGAGUCGGUGAGGCCGGCGGCCCGCUGCCCCCGCCGCCGCCGCAAGUUCCCGCAGCUCUUCGAGCGGGCGUCGGGCAAGUGGUGGGACCCCGCCUUCGACUCCCGCAAGCUGGAGGACGCAUGUCUGGAGCGCUGCUUCCCGCAGACCCAGCGCCGCUUCAGGUACGCGCUAAUCUACCUCAUGGUGGCCGCCUUGCUCUGGGCUAUCUACUUCGGCUGCGUCCUGGAGAAGGCAACCCGAGGCCUGGCCGCCGCUUUCCUGGCGCCCACACUACUCUUCAUGUUGUGUUGUGCCGGCUUGCUGGCGGUCACCUUCAGCGGCCUUUACUCGCGCCACUAUAUCCGCAUAUCACUGCUCUUCACACUACUAGUCUUCGCCCUGUCGCUCGCCACUCGCUUCCCAGGCGGGGGCUUAGGCAGUUGCGGCUGGAACGAGAACCAGACUCGGGCUCCCUGCUGGACUCACUUGUCGCCUGUGGGGAGUUUCUCCAUCUCGGUGGAAAUGUUGCUUCUGUUGUACACCGUCAUGCCGCUGCCCCUCUACCUCUGUUUUCUCUUCGGCGUCUCCUAUUCGCUGCUCUUCGAACUGUUAGGUUAUCACCUGGGCAGCGCCGAGUGGCUACGGGUCCCGGGAUCCCAGCACCUGGUGCUCGAGGCCCUGGCUAAGUUCUUCCUACACGCUUGUGUGCAUGCUGUGGGCAUCCACCUGUUCACUAUGUCGCAGGUACGCUCCCGCACCACCUUCCUCAAGGUGGGCCAGUCCAUCAUGCACGGCAAGGACCUGGAGGUGGAGAAAGCCCUGAAAGAGCGCAUGAUUCACUCGGUGAUGCCCAGGAUGGUGGCAGACGAAUUGAUGAAACAGGGGGACGACGAGAGCGAUAACUCCUUCAAACGUUACUCAACAUCCAGCCCGAAGAGUAAGAAGAAAAAGACCUCCAUCCAAAGGGCACACCUCAUCUUCAGGCCUUUCACAAUGCAACGUAUGGAGCCCGUUAGCAUACUCUUCGCCGAUAUUGUGGGUUUCACAAAGAUGAGCGCCAAUAAAUCGGCUCACCUGCUUGUCGGCCUCCUCAACGACCUGUUCGGACGUUUUGACCGCCUCUGCGAAGGCACGGGAUGCGAAAAGAUUAGUACCCUGGGAGACUGCUAUUAUUGCGUGGCCGGGUGCCCCGAACCUCGCACUGACCAUGCGUACUAUUGCAUUGAGAUGGGGUUGGGGAUGAUCCAAGCCAUCGAGCAAUUCUGCCAAGAGAAAAGGGAGAUGGUCAACAUGAGGGUCGGAGUGCACACGGGAACCGUUCUCUGUGGCAUUUUGGGAAUGAAACGCUUCAAGUUUGACGUUUGGUCUAAUGACGUGAAUUUGGCCAACCUGAUGGAACAGCUUGGGGUGGCUGGUAAGGUCCAUCUUUCAGAGAUUACAGCCAAGUACUUGGACGAACGUUAUCUGAAAGAAGAUGGAAAAGUGAUGGAAAGGGUUGGCUCCCAAAGUGUGGUGGCAGACCAACUGAAAGGAUUGCAGACUUUCCUUAUUUCUGGAAGAAAGUUGGCCCAUUCUGUGUGUACCUGCACCCAACCGCUGGUACCUUGCCUUGCCAUGGGAGACUCCAGUUCCUUUGCAGUUCCCAAUCAACUCCAAGAUAUAACAAGUGAAGUUGCUGCUGAAGGGAUGCCACCUAGCAGCAUGGUGGGCAAAGCUAAGGUACCAUCAUCAGGACGAAGUCUAAAGGCCCAAAAUGGCCUGUUGAGUCCCCCUGAGGAAGAAAAGCUAAACAACAGCCAGACAUCACUGUUUGAGAUGCUACAAAGCGAUAGGCAGCUAGAUGGACUGCUUCCACUACGCUCCAAGCAGAUCCGCGAAAAAACAGAUGCUCAGUUUGUCAGUGUCAUUAAAGAAGAUAGACUUAUGGAUGAAUACUUCUCCAAACCUCCCAUUAACAAAUUCAGCUUGAAUUUCUUGGAUUCAAGCCUGGAAAAAGCCUAUAGAGGCAGCUAUCAAGAUGAGGUUGUGAACAAUGCAUCAGAGAAGACGUUUGCCAGUGCCACUUUCAGUUCACUCCUUGAUGUCAUUCUCUCCACCAUAGUCUUCCUCUUUCUCUCCAUCACAUGUUUCAUGAAGCAGGGACUGUGUACAUCACCUUCGCAUGCCUCUGUUGUGGUUUUUGUCCUUGCGAUCCUGCUUCAAGUGCUUUCCUUGGUUAUCUCCAUCAGAAUGGCGUUUUACCUGGAUGAGCUGAUGCCAUGUACCAAAAGACCGAUGAGGGCAAUCUCAGGCUGGCUGCCUCGUCAUUUUGUUGGAGCCAUUCUCAUCUCUCUCCCUGCAGUUGCUGUGUUUUCCCAUUUCACUUGUGAAUUUAAAACCAAUGUAAAUGUUACCAUGUUCUUCUGUUGUGCAAUGAUCAUCACUUUCAUUCACUACUGUAACUUUUGUCAAUUGAGCUCCUGGAUGAGGUUUUCUUUGGCUACCAUUGUUGGUGUGUUGCUUCUAAUUCUACUCUACGUCACGCUAUGUCCUUCAAUCUCGCCUGAAGUCCAAUUUGACUCUCUUGAAUCAUUCGGAGAAGUGGGCUGCAAUGUCUCAAUGUCUACUUGGAGUUCAAAGAAUCUAGAACUGAUCCGAAAGGAAGUGAUUCUGGAUAUCGUCCUGUUGCUUUUGCUCGUCUGGUUCCUGAACCGGGAAUUUGAGGUCAGCUAUCGUCUGAAUUACCAUGGUAAUGUGGAGGCAGACCUUCAUCGCCACAAGAUACAGAGCAUGAAAGACCAGGCUGACUGGCUGCUUCAUAACAUCAUCCCUGCGCAUGUGGCUGAUCAACUCAAGGUCACUCCCCAUUACUCCAAAAACCAUGAAGAUGUGGGUGUUAUUUUUGCCAGCAUUGUUAAUUUCAGUGAGUUUUAUGAAGAGAAUUAUGAAGGGGGCAAGGAAUGCUACCGAGUGUUGAAUGAAUUGAUUGGAGAUUUUGAUGAAUUAUUGGGAAAGCCUCAAUACAACAGCAAUAUUGAAAAAAUUAAAACCAUUGGAGCUACCUACAUGGCAGCUUCUGGAUUAAAUCCAUCGCAGCGACGUGAUAGCAACCAUCCACACAGUCAUUUGCAGACUCUUUUUGAGUUUGCCAAAGAAAUGAUGAGGGUCGUGGAUGAGUUCAACAAAGAUAUGCUGUGGUUCAACUUUAAACUACGGAUUGGUUUCAACCACGGACCCCUCACUGCAGGAGUUAUCGGCACGACAAAGCUUCUGUAUGACAUAUGGGGUGACACAGUGAACAUUGCUAGUAGGAUGGACACUACAGGAGUGGAAUGUAGGAUCCAGGUGAGUGAGGAGAGUUAUCGAAUAUUAAGCGAAAUGGGCUAUGACUUUGAUUAUCGGGGGACAGUGAAUGUCAAGGGCAAAGGUCAAAUGAAGACAUACUUAUACCCUAAAAGCACAAACAGUGGGAUCAUCCCAUCGCAUCAGCAUUCGGUGUCACCAGACAUCCGAGUGCAAGUGGACGGAAGCAUUGGGCGCUCUCCCACGGAUGAACUUGCUAGCCUUGUGCCUUCUGUGCCAAUCAUGGACAAAUCUGCUCAAUGCUCGGACAACUCUGAGGAUAAAGACUUGCUUUGUGCUCUACAGAAGGUAAAGACGAAGCAGGUAGAAGAGGCAUGCAGCAAAAUGGGUGACGAGGAUCCAGAGGAGAUGGAUGAACUGACAAAACUACAAAUUUCUACUUGUCUAUGAUGCAUCUUGUCAUAUCACAAAUCAGCCUCGUCGGUAGGAACCAGUUCACGUUGGUAGUGUCUGUGCGUGAAGUGAUUAUUCCUGGUUUUUAAUAUUUUCAUUUUAUAUCCUGAUUUCUGUGUUGAUCACAGUAACGCAGGAGGCAGCUCCAUUGCUAAUGUCUAUGCUGUUUAUGGAUAUCAAGUGCCUUUUGGGGAGGGGGGGAACUGAGGCCUAUGGAAAGAGGCUGCAGAAAGCAUGACUUAGAACCCUGCACAAUGCUUUGGUUAUAAUCUUCCAGUCUCUUUCCACACAUCAACCCAUCUCCCACCCAAAUGUCUCAUUCGGUUGGCUUGGUUUGCUGCUUCAUCUUUUCAUUCCUGUAGUCAUGUCACAUUUAUUCUGAGCCUCUGGGGAAUACUAAUGAUGAAUGCCAGCAGUGCACCAAGGGAUAUGAGGCGAAAGAAUCUGGUCAUGUGAAGCAUUAACAAAUUUCAAAUCAAUCCUCACUUGCUGGUACUCCAAAGGGUCUGGAAAUUGAUAAGCUAUUUCAAACUUCGGGGCAAUGUUUUUCAUUUACCAUGCCCUCAUUGAAAACAGGCUAUUAACUAACUUUCUGAUAGUCACCCUUGUUUCCAGGGUAGGGAUAAUGCCUAAAAAGAAUUGGGUAAGUAGAAGUCUUAAGCCCCGGGUUGUUCAGAUCUGCAUGAAAAUAUGGCAGAUUAUGUUGAUAUUUAUCGUGGCACCAAAUCCAGUUUAUAAUACUAGAGGCUUGUUUUCAUUGUUUCCAAAGAAAUGUUCUCAUUAAAACACUCACAAUUCUUUAAUCCUUUAUCUGCCUUCAGUUCUGAAAAUCAGCCUUAUUUCAGGUUGGAGAUGAUAGGAGUUGCAAGUAUGAUAUGAGAUAGGACCAGUAACUGAACCAGCGGAGACUCUGUUCCCAGAUAUCUAUGGUCGUGGGUCUAUCUAUACUGUUCACCAGUUAAGCAGAUUGCUGCAGUAACAUGGCAUCUUCCAAUCUUCAGAUAAAAUUCCUGAACCAAGCAAUCUUCUAUCCCAAGCCUGUGAGGGUGAAACAUUCCCAGUAGUGCCGUUUAAUAUAAUUGAAAUUGUCUGAAAUAUUCAGCAGGUCAGGCAGCAUCUGUAGAAAAAGUAACAAUGUUUUGGCUUGAAGACCCUUCGCCACCUUGAAAUUUUAUUUUUGUUAUUUUCACAGAUGCUAACUGAAUUGACCAUUUCUAGCUGUUUUGAUUUCAAGUUGUCUGCCCUUCCGAUCUUGUAUGGGAAGCCUAUUGGUAGGGAAUUGAGGAUGGAAGUGAUAAUUUUCACAGUAAAAAUAAUGUAUUCAAAACUGGAAGGCAAAAAUUAGCAUUUAAUGCUGUGUCAAUUUUUCAUUAUUAAAUGGUAUUGAAUGGGCUUAGCAGAAAUUGAUAACACCUCCCCGUCCUAAAUUGAAAGCUAGGACUGAAUGCAAAUUUUAUGCCAUUUCAUAAGAUCUGCAAAAUUGCCUGGAUCAGAAUAGAAUCGUCAAUUCAAUCUUUCCCCAACUAUUUUUCACUGCCAGCACUUCCUCUCUCAUUCCCACCACAAUUUUGACAUGUAUUUUUUUUAAGUGCUGAUUGUGUUCUUGAGUUGUGUUUUAAAACCCAGCAAUGAAAAUGUGUGGAAUAUAUUGGGAAAUGUAAGCCCUUCCUAAUGUUAUGUUGGAGGCUCCACUUGCUGCUGAUCGUGAGAUUCCUUAUAAAUUACUGACGACGCAUUCGCAUCUUUCAAACUUUGGAGUUAAUUUAAUUUAGGUAUUCCAAUCAAAUGAAUAUUGGGUUUGUUUUAACCCCCUGCGUACUUGGCAAACUACUCAAACCGAACACUAACAUCUGUUGAAAUUUACCUUGACCUGACUCUCUCUUCCCAAAGUGGUUGAAGUGGAUAAUUAUUUCCUUACAAAAUCUAAUUAAAGCUAGUGUGUCAAGCAAUAUAAGCAAUAAUAUUAGAUAUAAGAACAACAAAAUAGCGUUGAACAUAUGAGUUGUUGAAAUGCACUGCACUCUAAAUCUACAAAUCAGAUAUGGGUUCGGUAGAGUUAUUUCAAUUUAUUCAUUGCUCGACAUAAAUAGGUCUCGUUUGGGACAAGACUGACAAAGUUUUGUACAACUUUCUAAUGCAUUCAGAAUCCAAGCUCGUUGAAGAAAUGUCUGAAACUGCUCUAAGAACAAGGUGUUCACUGGGGCAGCUUUGGUGUUUAACCAGUAUCAAGAGAAAUGUGUUCUGCAACUGCACAACAAUAAAUUCAUACAGUUGAAAUAAGUUAUGUAUACUUUACUUUAAUGCCUCAUCAGCAAGAGGUGUACACAAGAUAAAUCUUAAUCAAAUUGGACACUAAAAUGAUAGGAUGAGAGAUGUAUUGACAUCUCCUUUUAACAGAAGGAUUGUUUUGUCUCUAAUCAAAUGAAAUAUUUUUAAAUUCACUCACACCAAGCAGCUUUAGCUCCAUUCAACAGGCUGGUAUUUUGCAACCAAUCAUCUAUAGCUCUACUAUCACUAAGGCAACUUCUCUGCACAUAAAUCUUCAGAUUUAAUAAAGUAUAUUAUUUCAGUGCAUCCUUGCUGAUGUAUAUGCAUUAAAAUAAAAUUAUAAGCAGAUUAAGUGUUCCUAAUUUAUUUGCAACUAAAUGGCUGCUAUAUAAUUUGAUUCCUCUCGUAAUAUUCAAUGGAGGAAUUUAAAUUUGUAUGAAAGCACUUGAGUACUUCUGCUGCAAACAAAAUUCUUGAGGCUGGAGGCAAGUAUUCGCCUGUAAGCCCAAGAAAGGAGCCUGUGACCUGGCCCUGUGUAGUGUAGGAUCUUCAAGCUGUAAGUUGAGUGAGCUUUGUCAUUGUACUCAAAGUUGAAAGAUUAUUUUCAAAUGAUACUAGGAUAGUGUCCGUUACUGCCAAUUGUCCACUAUAACCGAGUACGGUAUUAUUGUAUGUAAUUGAAACAAAACUGCAGAUGGUUAAUACACAAAAGAGACAGUGCUGGAGUAACUCAGCGGGUCAGGCAGCACCUCUGGAGAACGUGGAGGGGUGACGCCGGGACCUUUCUUCAGACUGAUUCAGUCUACUAAGUUACUUCAGCACGUUGUGUCGUAUCGUCUUAAAACCAGGCGACGAUGCCGCUGGUCUCCCCCCGCGAGCCCUUCCCCAGUUACCGCACAGUCCGAUUGAUGCGGCUCACAUUAUAGCCCCCUCCACCCUCCCGUCGUUUUGACCAGUCUGUCACUCCCUUCUCCACCACCUCCUUCUCCCCCACAGGUGCUGACAUCGUCCAAGGCAACGUACGUAACCGACCCCGGGUGAUAGAUGGGGGAGAGGAUGAUUGGAAAGUGACGGGAGGAUGACACGGCAGCGGUGGAGCGGGGAGCAGACUAAGCGACUGCCAUCUGGAAGAAGCAGCCGCUGGUGAGGGGAGGGAACCCCACAGUGACCGAAUGCGGCCUGUCGGUGGUGGUGAUCUGAAGAAAGCCAUGUCCCCAGGGGCUACAACAUGAGCCAUGUCAAUCAGACCUUACAGGUCAGAUCAAGGGCUUGCUCGUACACCUUGCAAGCCAGUGCUGGUGACGGAAGCCAGGGCUGUAAGUGGCUGGGGAGACGGUGAGAGCUGGGAAUGGCAUCGGCCGGUCCAUCCACUUUAACCAAAAUCCGUUAUAAAAGGGUCCGUUAAAACGAGGGUUUACUGUACUUUAAAAUUGCUCUCACUUUAAAGACUGAUUAUUUCAAAUUAGAAAACAAGAUCAUGGUUAAAAACACACUUUCCAUCGCUAAACGGUAAAAACACCCCCAUGGCCCCACUGCUAAGGUUAGUUUUCUGAUAUUUUUUAAGUACUAUAGUGUUUCUUAAAUGGAGUUUGUUUAAAUUAUUUCUAAUGACUGCAGCUACAAAGUCAGCUGCACCAAAGUAAAUUCUGCAGCACAGUUGAAUAGGAGUUGGCCAAGCUCAACAAUUUCCUCUGAACAUCGUGAUAUGAUGAUCUUACAGGAAUAGAAAGGGUGGGGUGGGUGGGGGGAGGGUACUGUUGUGGUCCUGUCUUGGGUCAUCGGUUCUGUCUUGGAGUCACCUAAGCAUUUUGUAUUUGCUUUCGAGGCCAAUUUUAUAUUGGAUCUCUAUAAUAUACAGAUGAUGAGUAUUUAUCUUGAAACUACUGCAAAUUCAUCAGAUGUUUUAAAAGUCUCUCACAGUGGAACCUUUCUAAAAUAAAGUGACUGACUUAAUUUAGGGAGCUGCUGUUCCACUUUUGUUCCCAAUUCUCCAGAACCACUGACUGUUUGCCCAAUGGAGAGAAUUGGCCAUCAUGGUGGGAAGACCUGUUGCCAUGUGCUGACAUGCCCUGUCCCCUCCAUAGCCACAUGAUUGACAGCAGAGUUGGGGUGGGUGGGUUGGUGAUGGGUGAUCCGGUCUUGGGGCUGUUAUGUAUGCAGUCCUAUGGGCACUCAUUAAUUAUCCCUAUUGUACUAGGAGUUGUUGGUUUUACUUCUACCCCGCAAAACAUGUUUAUUGAACCACACUUGUCCACUUUGGUCACACACUGCCUCAAGAAAGACAUCACUAAGAAACCUUGUUUAUGAAAAUACAUAGCCAUGACUGAUCCUAAGACGGGUCUGGGAGCACCAGACCAGUUGAAGCACAGUUGCUGUGACCCAUUAGCUGCUGCUGAAUAUAGUCUCAAUAAAUGGCAGUAAUGAAGGAGCAGAUCUCUGAACAACACUACAUUGUAACUGAGUUUGGUCUGAAGGGAUUGUGGGUCUCACACUCGUGGAAUGGUGAAUACUGCUCUGCAGUUGGUCUGAUUGUAAAUACAAUGCCUAUGCUUUGACAGACAAUGUAUGUGAAAUAUUAAGCUAUAUGUAUAUAGAUAAACAAUAUAUCUGAAUUAUUACUACCAAUCUGUAAUCAAUUGUAUAUUAAAUUCAAUUUACUGCGAAUAACAAUGACUUCACUGUAAAUGUUCACCGUACAUCUGCCAAUUGGAAUACAGUAUUCAUAAUAAAGUUUUACAUGAAUGGUGCUGUGAGGCAGCAAUGCUUAACCAUGAAUAGCUGGACCUUGCAUGCAGGAUGAUA